Molecule: messenger RNA, 1326 nt
Organism: Lodderomyces orthopsilosis Co 90-125
Lineage: Eukaryota; Fungi; Ascomycota; Pichiomycetes; Serinales; Debaryomycetaceae
Gene: SPT10
Product: Spt10p
Exons: 1
Coding region: 1-1326 (441 amino acids)
Molecular function (GO): acyltransferase activity, transferring groups other than amino-acyl groups
Source: RefSeq, a predicted model, not a curated record
AUGAUCCCAGAUGAUGCAGUGACUGCGGUUCGACAACUGAAACUGGCGAGCAAGUUAAACAGAAAGAGAUACCAUGGUGAACUUGAAGACCAGAAUGGAACAGGGAUCCCAGCACAUUCAGAUCAACCUAUGAUAAACAAGAUUAACGAAAGAUAUACAAUUCUUCUCAAAGAUGGAGUAACAACAGCAACAAUAUACCCUGUUAUGUCUCCACUUGAUAUUCCAAUAGGGCUCCUACACUUUUUAUGCGAUGAAUACAACAUGGAAAUCGAACGAGGCGAAACGUUGCCUUUUUUUGAUCCACUAACUCUUGAUCAAUUUGUUGAGCAUUGGUUUGAUUCUUUCGUGGGGAUAAUGUGUCUUGGGGAUGAUCCCCAUUUAAAUAGAGCCCCAGAUGAUAGAUCAUGGGAGAAUGAAUGUUUGGGAACGUUUUCCAUCAAACCCCAAUACCCUGGUAAAAGGUGUUCACACAUUUGCACCGCUGAAUUUCUUGUGAAUGCAGGUAUUAGAGGCAAAGGUAUUGGAAGAACUUUGACCGAUUGCUUUUUGCAAUGGGCCCCAAAAAUUGGUUACACUUAUGCCAUGUUCAAUCUUGUUUUUGAAAGCAAUGCUGCUGCUCGAAAGUUGUGGGAGUCAUUAAACUUCAAAAGAGCAGGAAAGAUUAAAAGUGCCGCAUACGUGAAGAACUUUGAUCAGCCGGUUGAUGCAAUCAUAUAUGGUCGUGAACUUGCAGAUAAAACAGUAGCAGAGUCGAGUGUCUAUAGGUUUGAUAAAAUAAGGUACUACUUAGAAACAGGUAAGUAUCCGGCGACAGCCGAUCGUCAAGAAAAAGCCAGAUUACGAGCUGGUGCAAUGCAUUAUAGCCUAUCUAACGGGAAAUUGUUAUUGAAAGGAAAGGAGGUGGUUGCUGACUUGGACCAGCAAAUGCGCAUUUGUUACGAAGUACAUCGAGGUAAUGGACAUUUAGGGAUAAACAAAACCACAACUCAGGUGGCAGAGAAGUAUCACUGGCCAAGAAUCAAGGAAACUGUAGGCGUUGUGAUAAAGGAAUGUGACAAAUGCAAUAAAAUACCGAUAGACGAAGGAAAUGGAAGAUUUGGAUAUGAGUUGGCUAAUGCCGAUUUGGAGAGACCACAAAUAAGCGAGCACAUUCAAGCAGUUGUAUCAGAAGUCCAACAAGCACAUAGGGAAGGUUUGAAACAGACUUAUGCAGAAGUUGCCGCCUCUUCAGGCCCAAGUUUCCCAAUCGUUGAUAAAUAUUUGUCUGAUGAAGAUACUGAAACUGACAUCAUACGUCCAAGAGUUAAAACUUACCAGAGAAGAUAA